This is a messenger RNA of Hyaena hyaena (striped hyena), 1451 nucleotides long. It is a transcript of the gene AURKC, whose product is annotated as aurora kinase C. Gene Ontology annotation, molecular function: protein kinase activity; ATP binding. Bases 249 to 1058 code for a protein of 269 amino acids. NCBI's taxonomy places the organism in Eukaryota, Metazoa, Chordata, Mammalia, Carnivora, Hyaenidae. The transcript has 7 exons. The record is from RefSeq and is a predicted model, not a curated record. Gene Ontology annotation, biological process: regulation of cytokinesis; mitotic spindle organization; protein phosphorylation. Gene Ontology annotation, cellular component: spindle midzone; chromosome passenger complex; spindle microtubule.
GGCGCCGCUAUAAGGGCCCUAGCGCCCGCCCCCCCGGAUUUCCUUGGUCUCCGGAGGUGUCCAGACGCUGCCUGGAGGCUCCGUGGGGGAAGGUCGGCUCCGGAAGCGCCUCAGCCUGGGUGCUGCCUAUCUUCACCCCUUUUGAGGACAAUUCCAAAGGACUCAGGAAGGCGUCCUGUCGCCGCCAUCUCUUCUCCUGGGGAGCCACCCAAACGCUGCGAUGAAGUCGGGCAGCGUGCAGCCCGCAGAUGAAGAGGAGCAGACCCGAGACCAGGGAACAGCUGCAGCAGGCCACUUGGAGCUCGGCGUCUCCCCGGUGUGAGUGUCUCUGGAAGGAAGCAGCGGGACCAGAAACGAAGACCAGCUGCACGUGGCGGCGCUUCACAAUUGAGGACUUUGAAAUCGGGCGUCCUCUGGGCAAGGGAAAAUUUGGGAACGUGUACCUGGCUCGACUCAAGGAAAGCCAUUUCCUUGUGGCCCUGAAAGUCAUCUUCAAGUCGCAGAUAGAAAAGGAAGGGCUGGAGCACCAGCUGCGCAGGGAAAUUGAGAUCCAGGCGCAUCUACAGCACCCCAAUAUCUUGCGCCUAUACAACUACUUCCAUGAUGCUUCCCGGGUGUACCUGAUUCUGGAAUAUGCUCCAAGGGGUGAGCUCUACAAGGAGCUGCAAAAGAGCAGCACUUUGGAUGAGCAGCACACAGCCACGAUAAUGGAGGAGCUCGCGGAUGCUCUGACUUACUGCCACGAGAAGAAGGUGAUUCACAGGGAUAUCAAGCCAGAGAAUCUGCUGCUGGGGCUCAGGGGUGAGGUGAAGAUUGCAGACUUUGGCUGGUCUGUGCACACCCCAUCUCUGAGGAGAAAGACCACGUGCGGGACUCUGGACUACUUGCCCCCAGAAAUGAUAGAAAGGAAAACAUACAAUGAGAAGGUUGAUCUGUGGUGCAUUGGAGUGCUCUGCUAUGAGCUGCUGGUGGGAAGUCCACCCUUUGAGAGCCCUUCCUAUAGUGAGACCUACAGACGCAUCCUUAAGAAACUUUCCCAUGAGAGCAUCCCAAGAUGACGUCCCUCCGGGUCCUCAGGGAUGGUGGUGACUCAACCUCUCACCGUCAGACCUAGUUACUGUUUUCGUUCAGAUAACCGCCGUCUUUAUACUGCCAUCCAGCAUGUUACCAUCUCUGAGAUAACACGUCUCACUGCGCGUCAACUGCAGAUGAAUCCGCAGAUGCAUUCGCCAGCACCUCUGUGUUGUGUCAUGUUCUGACUGCAUCAGAUAGAUCACCCUAAUAAUGUAAGAUCACUUCUGAAAUCACAUCCUCCACAGGCAGCAGUUUAGAGAGCGCUCUUCCAACCUCCCCGGAUGCUUCUGUCCCGCUUUCAGGUGUCGCCCACUCCCUCCAUUCACGAUAAGCUGACUGCACCAGAAUAAACAUCUAGACACAGUUGGGAGCUCAGA